AUGUCUGAGCUGUGCUUGUCUAGACCGUCCAGGACUCACCUCUCUAGUCUCCUCCUAUCCAACUUCUUCCUCUUUUGUUCUUUCAUCGCCUCCCACCCUCUCUACUUCACUUACCUCAUCUUCUUCUCACCCUACCUUCUCAAGCUCCUCUCCUUUCUUUCCCCUCUCUUCAUUACCACCUCCCUCCUGCUCCUUGCCCUCCUCACAGCCUCUCCUUGUCUCAUAGUAAGUGGCAGCUUCUCCAAGGAAUCAUCCGAUUCCCAUGCCGAAAGCAAGGGGAGUUUCCUGACUGCUGCAUAUCAUGCAGUUGUAGAAAGGCUGAGGUCCAAAAUUGAUGAUCACAAUGAGGAGGAACUUCUUUGUCUGGAGGACUUUGAGGUGUUCAAGAUUGUGUUUGGCAAUCCCACGACCCAGGAUGAUAAAGAAAGCCAAGUUGAAGGCUUUGAUGCGGAAGUACUAGUUGAGGAUACUUCUCUUAAAGCUUCAAAUGCUCCGGUUAUUGCUGCAUGUGUUGGACAUCAAGAUUUCGGCGUAACCUCAAACGAAGCAUUAAUGGCAAGUAAAUUGGAAUCAGAGUCAGAGGCCUUUGUUGAAUCGGAAAGUACCUGUGAUGCAAUGGAGUGCUUCCUGCAAGAAGUAGAUGAGUCUGAGAACGUGAAAGUGAAUGCAACUGUGGAAAAGAAGAAAAUCGAGCCACCCUGCACGGUGGCCAAUAAAGCAGUUGACAAUCAUGGAGAAAAGUCACCAAUGAGAAAUGGAUCCGAGGCAGCAGGUAAUAAAAUAAGACACGCUACUACUACUAAUACUACUAAUUCAGCUGAAGUUGGUAAAGGCAACGGGAUCAUGGAGUCCAAGUCAAAGCUACUAAAAGCGCAUUCUCAUAGUGUUGGCGCCAGUGCUGAUUACACUAACGACAAGUGUAUCUGGAAAAUACAGAAGAGUUCUCCAUCCCUGGAUUACAAUCUUGGGGGCUAUGGAUCAAUGAGGAAGGGGAAGGAUUGGAAAAGGACAUUGGCGUGCAAGCUUUUCGAGGAGAGAAACAAUGCGGAUGAAGGUGAAGGGAUGGAUUUAUUGUGGGAGACCUACGAGGUGGAAUCGACUAAGAGCAAGGCAAAGAGCAAGAGCAAGAAGAAGAGUCACAAGAAGAAAAAUGAAAGCAAGCAUCGUGAAUGCGAAGAUAUCAGCUGCGAUGGGCACGAUGAGGAUGAGGAGGAGGAGGAGUCAGAGGGGCAGUUUUGUUGCUUGCAAGCCCUUAAGUUGUCAGCAGGAAGGGUGAAUUUGGGAAUGGCAAGGCCUAAUCUCGUUAAGAUCUCUAAAGCCAUUAAAGGAAUUGGGUGGCUGCAUAAUCUGAGCAGGCAUAGCAAGAAGGUGCACAGUGGAGACAGAUUCUAA
Messenger RNA from Coffea arabica (coffee), 1392 nucleotides. RefSeq lists its product as uncharacterized. NCBI's taxonomy places the organism in Eukaryota, Viridiplantae, Streptophyta, Magnoliopsida, Gentianales, Rubiaceae. The record is from RefSeq and is a predicted model, not a curated record.